Molecule: messenger RNA, 9124 nt
Organism: Centropristis striata (black sea bass)
Lineage: Eukaryota; Metazoa; Chordata; Actinopteri; Perciformes; Serranidae
Gene: nrbf2b
Product: nuclear receptor binding factor 2b
Exons: 4
Coding region: 372-1235 (287 amino acids)
Biological process (GO): autophagy
Source: RefSeq, a predicted model, not a curated record
CCUCUAACGAUAGUGGUCAGGUUAUGAAGCGUGAAAAUACAUCAUAAAGAAAAGUAGAUGUAUUCGGGCAACUCUAACGCCUGCUUGCUCGUAUUUCACAUUCCAACGCUAUUAAUUAAAUUCUUUUAAUUUCGAAGCAACCCGUUUCCGUCCAUGCUACAGUUAAACUUGACGCAGAAAAACAUCUGCUCAAAAAUACUGCGUCGUGACGUCACGACGUGUUGACGCAGCUUGGCUGUGCUGUGGAAGCGACAGGGCUUCCUUGACACUAGCUAAUAUUCUUAUGAUUAUUUUUUCAAGUCUUUUUUUUAUCGCAGUGCGAAUGACAGAGACACCUUUCAUGUAGUAUAAACUAUCGAAGAAUAGAUCCCAUGGAGGUCGUGGACAGCCCGCUCAAUCUGGCUCAUCAGCAGUGUAGGAAGGCAGACCGUUUGCUUGUAGCUGGAAAGUAUGAAGAGGCCAUCUCGUGCCAUGGCAAAGCAGCAGAUCUUUUGACAGAUGCAAUGAAGACAACAGAGUGUGAGCAGGCUCGUCUGUCCAUGGAGCUGCAGAGGGACAGUCAUAUCAAACAGCAACGACUGAUCCAAGAGCGCUGGAAGAGAGAGGCUCGUCGUGAGGCGACAAAGGCCCGACCCGGCCAGGCCUCCAGCAGCCCAGCCCUCCUUUCCCAAGCCCCGUCCACAGGCCAGCUCCAGCCCCACGGCGCCCCGGGCCUCUCGGCUGCGGACGGUGCAGGAAUCAGGGAGAGAGAGUACGACACCUUGCUCUACCAGCUUCAGACUAGGCAGACUGGGGGCUGCCAGCCUUUGACUCCACCGUGCCCUGGAUCUAAGACCACCAAAGACGACAAAACUCGCCUGGAAGAACAACAGACCACUAUCGACGACCUGCGGCGCCUCGUCAGCCACCUGAUGGAUGAAAACCAGCGGCUGACGGCAGAGAACGAGCGGCUACAAUCGGAAAACACCCGGCUGCGUUCCGAGGCGGUCGAGGCGGCAGACUUUGUGGAGCGUUCGGAGCUCUGGGUGCUCCCGCAAGCAGGGGGCGCGAUGGGAACUGGGGGUGGGCAGGAGAGGAAAAGCACGGGGAAGGGAAAGGAGAUCGCAAUCCCUCAGCUGCCGCCGCUGGAGAUGCCAGCUCAGGAAGAUCUGUGUCUGGAUGACCUGCCUCCUCUGGAGCUGCCAGAGGACAUCCAGAAUGAACUACAGGAGCUACUGGACAGGGAAAAACUGUGAUAAGAAACAUGUCUCUCUCACACACACACACACACACACACACACACACACACACACACACACACACACACACACACACACGCACACUAGGGUUUAACCAAUAUUGCUUUUGAGUUUGGAUGCCAACAUUUUUCUAAUCCAAUCAGACCUCUGCUCAACUUAGAGGUGAUAAUGGAAAUUCCAUGAGAUCAACAACCUCUCUGCACUAUUAAGACAGCUACAGGUGCAACAAAACUAAUAGCAAUCAUUGGGCAGAUGAAAUGAUUACAACUAUAAAGGGAUAGUUCACCCACAAUGUCAGUUGGAACAUCAGUGAGAGUGUAUGUGAUGGAUGAGAAAAUUGUUUUUUUUUUUAAACUUUAUUUUUAUGAACAAUGUUUCUUUAUUAUUAUUAUUAUUAUCAAUGACUGAAAAUCGCCAUUAAAUAACUCUGAAGCAGCAAAAUUGCAGUUUUCUAAAGCUAAAUAAUAGUGCUUUUAUCCAUAAUUCAAUAAUUUAUAUAAUAUUUUGUACUUUCUGCAAAUGCAAAUGACAGCACAGUAGCCAACAUCCCUUUAAAAGCUGCUGGAAAUAUUGUAUUUUGUGUGUGUGUGUGUGUGUGUGUUUGUGUGUAUGUAUGAGUGGUAAAAAAAAAAUAUGGAGGAAGACACAGCUGUAGAGAUUGAUUAGUGACAUUCGAUCAUUUGUUGAUUAUUUAUUUUAGCAAAUAAUAAAUAACAAUAUAAAAUUGUGUUAUAAUUACAUUGGUGGACUUUUUUAUAAUUUGUGUUAUUACAAAUGUGAUUUUGUAUGAUCUUUUUUUUUUUUUUUUUUUUACUUCUGCAACAGAACCGGGAAUAUCUGUUUUCUUUUUUUUUAAGAAACAAAAAAGAAAAAAAGCAUCAAUAUAAGGUGUUAAAACACACCAUUGCCUGAAACACAUGAACUUUCCCUUUUGUGUCUUUAAAUUCCUUUGCUUUAAAAUAAUCUGACAUAAUUUGAUUUAAUAUUUUAUGUAAUCAUGGACUUUGGAUACCACAGCAAAAUAGCUCAGUUUCAGGACACUUAAUAUGCUAUAAUAGCUGUUUGGAAAAAAAAAAAAAUUUGUUUGUUUUGUGAGUUUGAGAAUGUUGAAAUGAAGCAAUAACACUCACCUGAUGUUACACUGACAUAUAAACUGCACAACUUGCAUGACUAAAUGUAGAAUGUGUGGAUGAACUGCUCCUUUAAGAGCGUCAUUGGAAGUGUUCAACACCAUCCUGACCACCUGUUAACAAUGUCAGAGCUAUUGGUCAACCCUACCACUCACACACACACACACACACACACACCCACACCCACACCCACACCCACCAGGAUCAUGUGCAGUGUGAUUCAGUCACAGAAAAGCAUAUUGCUGUUGUUGAAGAAAAACUACAUUGCUGCAUUUUUUAUUUUCUUUAACUUGAAUUAAAGGCUUCAAUGAUUAUUUGUGUGUGUGGUGAUUUUUUAUGACAUGGCAUGGCUGCCAAUUAGAGAAUAAGCACUUUCUGAUUUUCUUGCAGAUUGGUGUUUUUGUGCAACAACAGCAAUAUACACACACUUAUGACAUCAAUCAAAAGCUGAGGUUAAAGGCAUAUUAUGCAGGAUUUUCCCUACUACAAUGUUUGGACUCAUACAAAAAUAAUCCCUCUCAAUCAUCACAUAUAACCCACUAGCAGCGUGUGCCUAUAUUUCUUAAUUUUGCUCUGGUCAGGUCCUUUCUGCAGCCAUGAAGCUUUGAAAAUAACAGAUCCAGCACCUAAAGAAUUCAGAAUAUAGCAAGGUGAAACGCCAAAGCUCGUCCCAAAAAUGAAAGUGAAGUUGCUUCCAUUUUAAUUGAACUGAAGAAGAGGGGCCAAGUUUAAAUGUUGUGUUUAUAAAGUAAGUGAAAAUUCCUGCAUAGUAUUCCUUUAAUGAGAAUAAAGACUGAAGCGCACACAUUCACACAUCCAGUCACUGCUUGUUCACACUGCAAGCAACUAAGUUGAUUAGUUUCUGUAUUCUCUAAAACUCUGCAACAGGAAUGAGAGGUUUGCUGUUUAGAUUAUGUCUCUAACUCUAAUGAAAAGAGCAUACCAGUGCAUGUUUUAGCCCUUUAAACUUAAAUCAUUUGCACUUAUCUCCUGACAACACACUUCCACAUCUGUAGGGGCUUGUAAGUAGUACGUAGAGCUGAAACAAUCAAGUGAUUAUUUGAUCAGUUGAUCGACAGAAAAUUUAAGUAUCUAUAAACCAUCUUAGUUUUCUCCAGCAAAAUUGUCAAAUAUUGAUUGGUUCCAACUUCUUAUUUGUGAGGAUUUUCUGUUUUGUAUAAUUAAAGGGGACCUAUUAUGCUAAUUUUCAGGUUCAUAGUUUUGGGUAUUUUGGGUUUUUACUAGAACAUGUUUAAAUGCUUUAACGUUCAAAAAACAUCUUCUGUACCUCUAUUCACCCUCUGUGUGAAAUACUGGUUUCAGUUUCGUUUCAAUACGUUUCAGUGCCUGUCUCUUUAAGCCCCCCUUCUGAAAACGGCCUUUGUGCUCUGAUUUUUCAGCGUUUCUGUGUCUUCCGCAUCUUCCGCAGCUCUCACCGUCUUUGUGGGCCAGAGAAGAAAAAUUAACAUCAGCAACAAAGAUUUUAGGUUUCCCUGGCGUUAGCAUGUAGCUACAUGUAGCAGUGUAUGUUAUGUUAACACUGCAGUAGCAAGCCGAGGGCAGUACCAUAAUAGUGUUGACAAUGGGUGGAAACCUGAGGGUUUGCUGCCAGGGAUUAUUUUUACAUACGCUUACCUCAUUAUUUGACAUUUUGUCCAUGUUAAAUAUGAAUUUAUGACGCUGUAACACUAUACAUAUGACAGAAAAGAAGGAAAAGCACAAUAGGUCUCCUUUUAUGUGUUGUGGACUGUUGGACAGAAGUCCAAAAUGUCAUCUUGGGCAUUAGAAAAUUGUAUUUUUUCUCUAUUAUCAGACCAAGAGAUGACCUAUAAAUCAAUGAAAAACAUUUGCAGAUCCAUAUUCUGCACUGAAAAACAUACUUGCUUUAGUUACACAAUACAUCAUUAAUGCGAUAAUGCAGUUGUAGUUGCAUAGUAAUUUGAGCUGCAUUACCAUAUAGAGGUAACAUAUCAAGCAUGUUGUGCAAAGCUCAGUUUCAUACCUUAUGGUAAUUACUAUAUUAAAGAAAUGGCUACCUGGUAGCCAAGAGAACACACAUUCAGGAAUCUAAAUGAAGUAAAGCGGACUAAUGGUAGCUACACCAAACAGAAAGAUGGGUCAGAAAGACAGUCCAGUAGAUGGUGCUUAACUGUUUUUAUCAUUCUACAGCUAAACGUUAUACAAAACUAUGUUUCUGAAACAAGAAAUAGGAAACACAGUAAAACAGAUCUUGAUUUAUAUUUGAUCAGCACUGACUAGUUGGUUAAUUUGAUCUGAGUUUCGCAAGCCUGGUGCGUUCCGGUGCACAUAGCUAAGUUGAGGUUAAGGGUUGAAGGGAUCUGUUGACAUCAAAUAUGUCUUUGGAUCCUGUGUUGCUUCACCUUAAAACAUGCAACAACACUGGUGUGGUUGUUUUAGAAUAAUUCCUUUCUGUUCAAUAGUUGGCUUAAGGACUUCAGAACAAGUCAAUAGCCACGGCUGGGUCACAUUGCAGGUCUGUUAUGGAUUGUAAGCAAACAAUUAGACUAACCAGCAGAUAUUAGCAUUCAUGUGGAGUCGUGUUUCGGGCCUGGUCCAUUCCCUUUCAACUCUUUGUUGGUCUCCACUGACUCCUGAGAAAAAUAUCUUAACUGCUGAAUGCUCCACCAUGUUCAUCAGCUAGUGUCUAACUGUCAGCUGUUGUUGGCACAGAGGAAAAGACAAGGACUUGAGGCGACUUGUUGACCGUGUUGCUUGCAGUCUGAAUGUGGCAUGUGCAUGCACACACCAUCACACACUGUGAGGCAUUUGUACAAACUCAUGGACUCAGCACACUUAAUACAGUGUAUUUCUUUACUGGAACAAUAAUGAUAUGCAGAACUGGUUUCAAACAGGAUAUUAUGCUGCCUUCACGACCUAUGCAAAACAUGAUCGAUCCACAUUUUCGACAAUGGAAUACUCAAAUAAUGUUUACCUUGACUUUUAGCUGUUGAAUACUAAACUACAUGCUUCUUAGUAAGGGUUAGCAUUAGAAAUGACAUGUGGACAACUGUAGACAAUAGUGUUUUCUUUUAAAAUAAAGCCAGUUGACUGAUUGAUUUUCUUUAUUUCUGCUCUUGAAAACUAUUGCAGGACUUGAUGUCUUGCUGCAUGUUUGACUAUCUACAGAAUCUAUAUUCAUCCGCUCUUGAAUUGAAAUAUGUGAAUAAUUGUUGGUUGUCUUGAUUAUCAUUCUCAUAGGACGUGAAUGCAGCAUUACCGUGAUACUUAAUACAGCUAAAGGGACUCACCUCUCACUUAAUAGUAAUUAAUGGCCAGAGUACACAAAGAAAGCUUAAACUGCCGGCUGGCCGGCUAGAAUUCAUCAAAGUAGCCGUAACAGCUUCAACAACCCUUCAAACUCUGUACCUUCUCAAGAAACCCAACCGGUGCCUUGGACAACUCUCUGUACUGUGGUGGCAGUCACAUGUUUAGAUCUUCAGAUGGAUACAUGCAGUUGUGUUUGACAUAAUGAUAAUAAUGUUUGAUGGGAUGGUUAAUAGAACUGUCCACAAACAGCAGUUCUAAAGUCAUCUCAGCUCUCGCCACUAUCUCCUGGAUCCUAACAAAAGCUCACUGCUGUGUCUGGUACACACCCAUUUGUCAAAAUAGGCUUCAAAUGCAGUUUUACCGGCGGCUGUAACCACUCUGUGCUAAGCCAUGACCAUGUGUUUCCAAUGAUGCCUUGUGGGUCUGAGCAUGCCCAACCUGUGAUGGUCUCCUACCUAAAACCUUAGCCGUGUCUUGGUGAUUUACUCAGCAUGGGGCUAUGUUGGUGCACUAGCAAUCAAUUAAUUGUGAGCCAGGUGGUGGCCUCUAGUGGCAAUAGCAAUAACAACAUGUGGUGGGAGAGAGGCAGGAAGUAAAGCAACAUAAAUAAAGUGAGAAAAAUGGGAGGCAGAUUGGUCCAAAAAACACAGGAGUUUAACCCAGGAGUCCACUGUUCCGUUUGUUCCGUUUAAAACUAAAAGUUACCUUAUUUUAAGUUAACAUCUAAAUCAUGUAAAUGAUCUUAACCCAAACCUAGUUCUUUUUUUCUAACCUUAACUAAGUAGUUCUGUGUCACAACAUCAACAACAUGUUUAUAAUAGCUGCAAUCUGGUGUUAAAUACAGCAGCCGUGUGACUGUUUCACAACUUUAAAUAAAAUUAUCUUUUUUCCCCUAUAAAUUGUUAUUGGUAUUGCAUUUGGUGACUUGUCUUGGACUCAAAACUCAAAGUCUGGGAAAUAACUUGAGACUUGCGUGCAAAGACUUGAGAAAUUACUUGUCAUACUAUACUAUUGUCAGCCUUUAAUGGACUGUUAAACAACAAGAACAAAAAUAAUAAUAAUACAGCAGAACCAUACUUAUCAUCUUUUUUUCCCCAUGUAUUCUUUUUCCUUGUCAAAGCCUUACAGCUACAUUUCCCAUAAUGCAACCCUAACCCUUGGUUGUGUUAUGCUAGUAGAUGCUAAUGCAGCCUAAAGCUGCUCGCCUGCAGCAGAGGUCUGGUAAGCUCACUUCUUUCUAACUCCACACCUCCAGAUUUUUUAGUCUUUAGAACUAACUGAUGCGACAUCAAGUGACACCAUUAGAGGGAAACUAGCCUUCUCCCAAAAAUCCACCUUCCGUACAAACCGUUUUACCUAACCUACAUAACUUAAGUAACCAUCUCAUGUCUGGCAGAUUUUUCCUAAGCCCAACCAUGUACAUCUGUUGCCUAAACCUAACCAAACUGCAACCAUAUGACGUUAACCAUGCGUUUAAAACAGCAACAAUUACAUUUAGGUUUGCGGACGUGACGACCUGCUGCCCCCAGUACACUCCUGUGUCCUGUAUUCGAAGGUAGGAACAAACAACCUAUGUGGUCUUAUAGUUUGGUGGACUUCUUGCUUCUUGAGGACAGAGUUUACACAGCUCCCUCUGGAGACACCAAAAGCUUAAUGCAUUUUUUUCCACAUAUGCAGUAGAACUUCCUAAAAGUGCUACUACUGGAAAGCUCAAAAUAAAAUUAGUGUAAUUCCUUCUUAACACUAAACACAAUGCCAAGCUUCAGGCUCAUGAGGGACAAUCGACUUCCUGGUACUUUGAGUCCGUAUGCGUGAACAGGGUCGUAGAUGACCUUAAACCAUGUCUUUUUGCAGUUGCUCAAGGCUUGACUCAGUGUGAAUAUCCCCACCCUUGUUGAAAAAUGCCUUAACAGUAGCUUUGUUAAUACAAAGUUUCUAUGAGCCAACAGUCCUGUCAAUCAUAAUGCCUCUCAAACUGAAUUCAGACCAUGAAAGGGUGAUGAUGUGAGCUGAGAUGAUUUUACAGCUGCAAACAGUGGAGGGAUCUGAACUUUUCAUACACUCACUCCUAUUCUCUCCGUUUCCCUUCAGAUGAAAACUUGUUUGAUGACUUUAGCGAUGUGUGUUGUUAUGAUGUGAUGUGAUAUUAUGUGAUUUGAAGACUGACAUUUUGUUCUCAACCUGAAAGACAGUUUGGGAAAAUUGUGUUCUUCAUGUGUUAUUGAACAUGUGUGAGUGUCAGUCUAUCAGGUUUGACUGAUUCAGGGCUUGAAGGCCAGUUUCUGUUAUCUUUACACACAAACUGUAACCAACAUUUACCUAUAUUUUGACUCAUAGAUAAUAUUUUAUGCUGGUAUCUAUUAGUUGCCACCAAAGAUGUAAUGAGGUUUCAUACUCAGCCCAUGGGAAACUAAAAUUAAUUGAUGAAAACCAAUAACAUAUCGAUGCAAGUCUAAUGAAUCUGAUCCAAAUUUCUAUUAGAAACUGUCUCAGAAGUUUACUCAUAAAUCACCAAAGUUGUUCAAUAAGACAAACUUAAUCAUACAUCUCAUAUCAGUAGACUAAUUGGCAAUUGUUGGUCUUAUAUCAGUCCAAUUAUUGUCUUCUCUUGUACUGUCUUUCCUUCCCUUUCUUCUCCAUUCUUUAUUUUCCUCCAGUUUCCUGCCAGCCCAUGAAGGGAGAAAAAAAGUUGUUUUUUUGCAUUUUAUUUUGUUAAUUUGAAUGAAAAUGCUUAUUCAAUGUAUUUGCUUGUUUUACAAUGCAAUGGAGUAAAUUGUUUGUUGUUAGUCAGUAAAUAACUAUCUUAUUAAUGUGGUCAUGUUUUUCCUUACAAAGGAAGAAGCUGAGAGAUAUGCACAGGCUAAGUUACUUGUUGUCCACGGAGAAAAAAAAUGCUUCCAUAGGUCACCUAUGUGCCAACAUCUUUUGAAACUCUCCCGACUGAUUUUCAGGGCUAGUAAAGUGCUUUAGCAGAAAGAGUCCACUGUUGCAUGAUUUAAUGAAGACAAAUAAAAAAGACACCAUCAUUUUACUUCUAGCACUGUCAACUAUAACCCGCCAAUCAGACAUAGUGGCCCAACCAAAUUCUUCAUUUUCUGGGUUUGUGACAUGGUCCCAUGGGGCCCAAAAAUACAAACAUUGGGAAAGAGAUGUCUGUAAAUCAUCAGAUACAUUUCUUAAGUGUCACAACCCCAUAGAAGUGACUUGUUUCACUAUCAGAAUUCGAUCCAUUCAGAGCAAUAGCACUUGAAAAGUCUAGAAGAGCCUGCCAAUUAGAUUUUUUAUGUCGACAUUCAAGUUAGCAUAGCGCUAUAGGGCCCACAGGAAUGAGUUCUUAAACCAGUUAGCCAGUUAGCAUUUUAGCGCACUGGGGUCUGUCCUCUCAAACUCAAUGAAGAUUUUGAAUGGGUUUCUUUUUAGAGUCCUGAAAUAAGGUCUGUGGUUAACACAAGCUGAAGAGAUCCCGUU